This is a messenger RNA of Gekko japonicus, 4028 nucleotides long. It is a transcript of the gene FBXW7, whose product is annotated as F-box and WD repeat domain containing 7. Gene Ontology annotation, biological process: ubiquitin recycling; proteasome-mediated ubiquitin-dependent protein catabolic process. Gene Ontology annotation, cellular component: cytoplasm; nucleus. Lineage: Eukaryota; Metazoa; Chordata; Lepidosauria; Squamata; Gekkonidae. Gene Ontology annotation, molecular function: ubiquitin binding. The record is from RefSeq and is a predicted model, not a curated record. Bases 381 to 2501 code for a protein of 706 amino acids. The transcript has 12 exons.
GCGGCCCGACCCACUCGCCGCCUCCCCCUCCGAGGCCGGGGUGGCUGGACCGGCCCCGGGGGGAAGCGGCGGGCAGCUCUGUGGAGGCGACCCCGGACGCGCCGAGCAGCUCCCUGGAGCCGGGAGGCGGCGGGAGAGCUUCGGUGACCCGGGCUGGAUUCCUAAGCCGAAAGACGCGCCACUCGACCUUCCCCUGUAGCCCAACUUGCAGCGACGCCCCCAAGUUCUGGCUGCCUGGGCCCCCCUUCCUCCUGGGUCAGGCGCGGUCACAGCAGGAAACCCCGCCGGACGCUGCUGCUCUCGCUCCCGACAAUGUGAAAACAUUUGCAUCUUCAGAUAGUCUAGCAAAGGUCCAAGAAGUAGCAAGCUGGCUUUUGGAAAUGAAUCAGGAACUGCUGUCUGCUGGCAGCAAGAGACGGCGAACUGGUGGGUCUAUUCGUGGUAAUGCUUCCUCCAGCCAAGUGGAUGAGGAACAGAUGAAUCGAGUUGUGGAGGAGGAGCAGCAGCAACAGUUACGGCAACAAGAGGAGGUACAUGUUGCAAGGAAUGGAGAAAUAGGUGGAGGGGAGCCUGGACUUUGCCACAGAAAUGAAUCCCAGCAAGAGCAGUUAGAAGAGAACAACAACAGGUUUAUUGCAGUGGAUGAAGAAUAUUCUGGUAACCAAGAAGAGGAGGAAGAUGAUGAACAUGCUGGUGAACAGGAGGAAGAGGAGAUGGAGGAAGAGGAGGAAAUGGACCAGGACAGUGAUGACUUUGAUCAGUCUGAUGAAAGCAGCAGAGAUGAUGAACACACCACUAGUAAUAGUGUUACAAAUUCAAAUAGUAUCAUGGACUUAGCAAUACAUCAGCAGUCAUCACCAUUCUACAUAAAAUCAAAGAUGAAGAGAAAGUUGGACCAUGGCUCCGAGGUCCGUUCUUUCUCACUUGGAAAGAAACCCUGUAAAGUCUCAGAAUAUACAAGUACUACUGGGCUUGUGCCUUGCUCAGCAACGCCUACUACUUUUGGAGACCUGAGAGCAGCCAAUGGUCAAGGACAGCAACGGCGCAGAAUUACAUCCAUACAGCCACCAGCAGGACUUCAGGAAUGGCUGAAAAUGUUUCAGAGCUGGAGUGGACCGGAGAAGUUACUUGCCUUAGAUGAAUUGAUUGAUAGUUGUGAACCAACACAAGUGAAACAUAUGAUGCAAGUGAUAGAGCCCCAAUUUCAACGGGACUUCAUUUCUUUGCUCCCCAAAGAGUUGGCACUCUACGUGCUUUCAUUCCUGGAACCUAAGGAUCUGCUGCAGGCAGCACAGACAUGUCGAUACUGGAGAAUUCUGGCAGAGGACAACCUUCUGUGGAGAGAGAAGUGCAGGGAGGAGGGGAUUGAUGAACCCUUACAUAUAAAGAGAAGGAAAGUAAUAAAACCAGGCUUCAUUCAUAGUCCAUGGAAGAGUGCUUACAUCAGACAGCACAGAAUUGAUACUAACUGGCGGCGAGGAGAACUUAAAUCUCCUAAGGUGCUCAAAGGUCAUGACGAUCAUGUGAUUACGUGUCUACAGUUCUGUGGUAACCGAAUAGUUAGUGGCUCAGAUGAUAAUACAUUAAAGGUUUGGUCAGCGGUUACGGGAAAGUGUUUAAGAACGCUUGUUGGACAUACAGGUGGAGUUUGGUCAUCUCAGAUGAGGGACAACAUAAUCAUCAGUGGGUCCACUGACCGAACACUUAAAGUAUGGAAUGCAGAGACUGGGGAGUGUAUACAUACGUUAUAUGGACAUACUUCCACUGUGCGUUGUAUGCAUCUCCAUGAAAAAAGAGUUGUCAGUGGAUCUCGAGAUGCCACCCUGAGAGUUUGGGACAUAGAGACAGGCCAGUGUUUACACGUUCUGAUGGGUCAUGUAGCUGCAGUCCGAUGUGUACAGUAUGAUGGCAGGAGGGUUGUUAGUGGAGCAUAUGAUUUUAUGGUGAAGGUAUGGGAUCCAGAAACUGAAACCUGUCUACACACCUUGCAAGGCCAUACUAACAGAGUGUAUUCAUUACAGUUUGAUGGUAUCCAUGUAGUGAGUGGGUCUCUGGACACUUCAAUCCGAGUUUGGGAUGUGGAAACGGGAAACUGUAUACACACAUUAACAGGCCACCAGUCAUUAACAAGUGGGAUGGAACUCAAGGACAAUAUUCUUGUCUCGGGGAAUGCAGAUUCCACAGUCAAAAUCUGGGAUAUCAAAACAGGACAGUGUUUACAGACAUUGCAAGGUCCCAACAAGCAUCAAAGUGCUGUGACCUGUUUACAGUUCAACAAGAACUUUGUAAUUACCAGCUCUGAUGAUGGGACUGUGAAACUUUGGGACUUGAAAACGGGUGAAUUUAUCCGAAAUCUAGUUACAUUGGAAAGCGGAGGGAGUGGAGGUGUCGUAUGGCGGAUCAGAGCCUCCAACACGAAGCUAGUGUGUGCAGUUGGAAGCCGGAAUGGAACUGAGGAAACCAAGCUGCUGGUGUUGGACUUUGACGUGGAUAUAAAGUGAAGCUUGAAAAGAUUAUUUUGUCCAGAAAUGCAAACAUUGUUCUGUCCUCCCCUCCCUCCCUCCCUCCCUCCCUCUGCAAAAUGGAAAAAUAGAAAAACCUUGUCCUUUGGUGGUGCAGGAUGUUGGCUUGGGGCAACAGAUCCUAAAGACCUACAGGCUACGAAGGAAGGAAGAAGACAAAAAGAUGACCAACUGUAACUGACAAGAGGGGCACUUGCUGUCUCCUUACAUCAAAGGCUUCACUUUUGAAUGAGGGGGCAGCUUUGCAAAAGAUGACUUUCUAAAUCAAGCCAGGUGCAAUUGUUUCUUUUUAUUUUUUUUCUCUCAGUGCUCAUUGAGCAUGGUGGAGAUUGAAAAAGUUGCUACAGCUCUUCUUAACCCUGUUCUCUUACCACAAAAAUCUAGAAGGGAGCUUCAUACCUCUGAUAUCGGUUACUGAUUGUCUUUCAAGCAGGAGAGCAUCUGUGGCAGUAAAGAGUCCUUUCUCAUGUGUGGAACAGAUAAAAUCGUACUGUGAAUUGUUUUUUUGUACAGUUUUACAGCUUUUUUUAUUUGCCAACCAUUGCCAAUGUCAAUCACAGUAUUAGCCUCUGUUGAUCUAUUUACUGUUGCUUCCAUCUCUGCUCUUCAAUGCAUAUGUUGCUCUGAGGUGGCGAGUUGUCCGGGGUGUUCUAAGGUUUCCUCAGAUGGUCAAUACAUGAUGCUGGUGCUAGAAGUAGGUCUUCAGCUAUGGGAUUGUUGUCCCGCCCCUGUACUGUAUUCCCAGUGGCCAAACUUAUUUAUGCUGCUAAAUGAAAGAAGAAAAAAAAGCAAAUUAUUUUUAUUUUUUUUCUGCUGUGACGUUUUAGUCCCAGACUGAAUUCCAAAUUUGCUCUAGUUUGGUUACGGAAAAAAAAGACUUUUUUGCCACUGAAACUUGAGCCAACUGUGCCUCUAAGAGGCUGAGAAUGGAAGAGUUUCAGACAAUUUAGAGUGAAGUUUGCUUGCAAGUAAUGAAUCGAGAGUGUGUGCAAAGCUUAUUUUCUUUUCUUUUUUUCUGGGCAAAAAUUAAAACACAUUCCUUAGAACAAAGCUCUUGUAGCCUGUUCUGUGGGGAAACGUUUCUUUGUGAGGGCUGUGGUGAAUGGAAUAAACAGACAUAAUGAAACUGACAAGAUAUUUUUAAAAAAAUAAUACAAAAAUGAAAAUAAAAUUGCUGGUCAGUCUUAGUGUUUUACGGAAUUUGAAGAGAAAUAACUGUUACAGUUUUAUGGCAGUGAAAAACUGACAGAGUGAAAAUGCUUUGGUUUUUGUGGUAAAGUUGUCACACACAAAAAAAAGAAUGAAAAUGUCAUGUGGUUUGCCUCAUUCUCCAAGAGCCACAACUCCAGCUGAACUGUGAAAGUGGUUUAACACUGUAUCCUAGGCGAUCUUGUUUCUCCCCCCCCCUCCUUUUUUGGUUUAUUUAUAGUCUGAUUUUUUUAUUUUAAGAAAUCGGAUUUCAGUUCGUUAAUUUUAGUUAUGUAACAACCUGACAGGAUGGAGAAA